This is a messenger RNA of Sinocyclocheilus rhinocerous, 1567 nucleotides long. RefSeq names its product transmembrane protein 30Aa (gene cdc50aa). NCBI's taxonomy places the organism in Eukaryota, Metazoa, Chordata, Actinopteri, Cypriniformes, Cyprinidae. Bases 212 to 1330 code for a protein of 372 amino acids. The record is from RefSeq and is a predicted model, not a curated record. Gene Ontology annotation, cellular component: Golgi apparatus; endoplasmic reticulum; plasma membrane. Gene Ontology annotation, biological process: phospholipid translocation. The transcript has 7 exons.
CGCUUUCAGUCUAUUGGCUGCUGUACUUCCUUGUUUACCGUCUUGUCCACGGCCAACAGAGCUGCGGAAAUAAUCAUUAUUGCAGUUAAUGGCGCGAUAAGCACAUGCGAUAGCAGCGAUAUAAUACACACAGCUGUCAAUCAAGGCGACAUAUUUGAAGCUGUCGUGUAGUGUGCUCGCUCUCCGCGCGGCUUUAGAGGAUUAAAGAGCGAUGAUGGCGUCCAGCUAUAACGCGAAGGAUGAGGACGGUCAUCAUCCGGGAUCGGUGGGCUCCGGCGGCCCGGGCGCCGUCAAGAGCAAGAAGCCCGAUAACACGGCCUUUAAACAGCAACGUCUGCCCGCCUGGCAGCCCAUUCUGACCGCGGGCACCGUCCUGCCCGCCUUCUUUAUGAUCGGACUCAUCUUCAUCCCCAUCGGCAUCGGACUCCUCGUCACCUCUAACAACAUCAAAGAGUUUGAGAUCGACUACACUGGUGUUGACAUGUUCAGUCCGUGUUUCAACUGCUCGCAGAACUACAGCUGGAACAGCUCUAGUGCGUGUACCUGCUCUGUGCCCUUCACCCUAGACCAGCCUUUCGAGAGUAAUGUUUUUAUGUACUAUGGGCUCUCCAACUUCUAUCAAAACCAUAGACGUUAUGUCAAAUCAAGAGAUGACAGUCAGCUGAAUGGAGAUAAAAGCUCUUUACUGAACCCAAGUAAAGAGUGUGAACCCUAUCGAACGAGUGAUAAGAAGUCCAUUGCUCCCUGUGGUGCCAUUGCUAACAGUCUCUUCAAUGAUACUUUGGAGCUGUUUUAUAUCCAUCCAAACGGAAGCAGGAUAGCUAUUCAUCUGAUGAAGACGGGCAUUGCUUGGUGGACUGACAAGCAUGUGAAGUUCAGAAACCCAGGAGGAAACCACAACAACCUCUCCAUUGUGUUCCAAGAAACAAGUAAACCGGUAAACUGGCACAAACCCGUUUACGAGCUGGACCCGUCUGAUCCAGAGAACAACGGGUUCAUCAAUGAGGAUUUCAUCGUGUGGAUGAGAACCGCUGCUCUCCCCACCUUCAGAAAACUCUACCGCAUCAUUCAGAAGAAGAAGGUCAACAUGACCCCGACACUACCGCCAGGAAACUACAGCCUGGAAGUGACCUACAAUUACCCAGUGCGCAGCUUUGAUGGCCGCAAGCGCAUGAUCCUCAGCACGAUUUCCUGGAUGGGAGGGAAGAACCCUUUCCUGGGCAUUGCCUACAUCACAGUGGGCUCCGUGUGUUUCUUCCUGGGAGUGGUGCUACUGAUCAUCCACCAUAAAUAUGGCAACCGCAACAACAAUGCUGACAUUCCUAAUUAACUGCAUAAUUAUCAGCACACCGCAGUCUGUACACUGACUCGAGAUUAAAGUCUGGUCUAUCUGUCAUAUAUCUCAUGCUGCUGUACACACACAGGUGCCCAGAGGGACUACUUGCACACUUAUUGUGUAUGCACUGGAAGUUUUCAAUGAGCUGUUUCAAGCGUUUAUUUCAUCCACACCAAAGCUUUAUAUUUUAUGAUCUUUCUACAUGAAGUAUUUUAGAGUAACUGGUUCAUG